Molecule: messenger RNA, 831 nt
Organism: Lithohypha guttulata
Lineage: Eukaryota; Fungi; Ascomycota; Eurotiomycetes; Chaetothyriales; Trichomeriaceae
Exons: 1
Coding region: 1-831 (276 amino acids)
Source: RefSeq, a predicted model, not a curated record
AUGUCCCUCAGAGCACGAGCUGAGAGUGUGGGUAUCGGAUAUCAUAUCAGCACAAGGGCCACUCUCAGCCAGUCUCGCCCCUCUACAGGAUGCUUUAAGGUUCGCGAGUCACCUGCUACUGAUGCAUCACAGGAGCCAUCAGACCGCAGGUAUACGGUUUCAACUCUCUUAGCGACCCUUCAAAUACAUCCAGCAGCGAGGCGUCUCCGCUUCUUACAGCGACCUGUUAAUGUCGAGCUCGCCACGAUCAACGCGAAAUUGCAAUCCUUGACUUUCGACCUCUCUCCUUUUACCCCUCUUACGAAACUUGUGGCCAACAAAGCCAGCGACCUUGAGAUCUGGCGAGUGGUCCUCCAACUUAUCGCUGACCUCUCUCGAGUUACGCCUCCAUUAAGCAGCAUUCCUCCGUCGUUUUCAGGGACACCUCUCAGACGAUCAUCGGCCUCCUUUCGAGAUUCGAAUCAGAAACGAGAAGAACUGCGCAGAGACAUCGAGAUCGAACUGAGCAGGCGGACUCACGUCGGUGUGCCAGAAUUCAUUUCCAAAUACUUUCAAAACAAGGCAUGGUCAGAGCAAGUAGAAAAGAUUUUGAAGCAGCUUCCUCGAGACGAUCCCCUAGAAGGCUUUCCGGAGACAUCGAAGCCGGAAGAGGUCGACUCCUGGACAUGGUUGAAGUCUUUCCAGGAACAGCAUCUGGGAGAUGCACCUAAUGUGUUCUACCGGGCGGAGAGCAAGAGCAACAUCACCGGCGCUACAGGCGAACGCCAGCUUGGCGUCCUCCUCAAGUCCCGAGCUGCUGCUUCUGGCGAAGUACACCAUCUUGCAGAUUGA